AUACAAUGUCUCCAUUCAAUGGGGGGUUUUAUACUCAUCCAGAUUUCCCGACCGAUAAUACCUCCGGGCUGGUGACUAUUACAGGCGAACAACCACCCACUUUACGGUGGGUGUUUCUCGACGCGCAAACCCACGAAGUGCGCUGGGGUAGUCGACCCGACAGUGAGGGUCACGUCUGUGGUCCCUUUGACUGGACCAAGGAUGAACAGCGAUUGACGCUGGAUGGGUGGGAGGGCUGGCUGGCGGUGCGAUUGCCGGACGAUGAGGCCGGAACCGGGUUUUGGCGGCUAUACUUCGACCUGAACGAUGACGGAGCAGACCUGCCAGUUGGAGCGCAGGGAUUGGAGAUUGUACUAAAGCGGGUAGCGGCGGAAGCUUGAGGGAUUGAUUGUGCUGUGUUAUGAAUAGAUCAUGUAGAUGAAGUAGUCUAGAAUAGAAAGUGUCAAGAUGACGAACUGCGCGGAAGGUGGAACAGUGGAGCGGCUGGUGGAGUGGACAGCAGCAAGAUGUUGGAUCUGGUGGAUCUGCUGGCGGAUCGCACAAACCAAAAGCUGCUGCCGCCAU
This is a messenger RNA of Aspergillus aculeatus ATCC 16872, 564 nucleotides long. RefSeq lists its product as uncharacterized. The record is from RefSeq and is a predicted model, not a curated record. Lineage: Eukaryota; Fungi; Ascomycota; Eurotiomycetes; Eurotiales; Aspergillaceae. Bases 6 to 380 code for a protein of 124 amino acids. The transcript has a single exon.